Messenger RNA from Suricata suricatta (meerkat), 1031 nucleotides. RefSeq names its product phosphatidylethanolamine binding protein 4 (gene PEBP4). The record is from RefSeq and is a predicted model, not a curated record. The transcript is spliced from 7 exons. Lineage: Eukaryota; Metazoa; Chordata; Mammalia; Carnivora; Herpestidae. Bases 92 to 898 code for a protein of 268 amino acids.
CUGCCUCCCCAACGGCCAACUGCUGCGUCCUCUCCUAGCACUCCAGGACUCUCUCCCAAAAGUUUCAUACUCUCAACACUGCCAGACCCUGAUGGCCUUAAGGGCUCACUCUGUGGGGCAUCCUGGAGGGAACCUGCUCCCCACCUUGUCCAGCCCAGGAACCUGCCAAGAAUUCUCACCUCCCUGCAGCCACCACACAACAGCUCCCACACUGCUCUGGGUAUCCAUGGGCUGGACAAUGAAGCUGGCCACGGCAGCACUGUUCCUGGGUCUCACAAUGGUGGUCGCCAGAGAUGACGAGGACAGCGACAUGUGUACGUACAAGGCCCUGUCUGACACCGAUGCUGUCCUCUGCAAGGGCCUUGAAGUUUCCUACCCCGAACUGGGGAACAUUGGCUGCAUGUUUGUUCCUGAUUGCAACAACUACAGACAGAAGAUCACCCACUGGGAUGCGCCCAUAGUCAAGUUCCCUGGGGCCUUGGAGGGUGCAACCUACAUCCUGGUGAUGGUGGACCCUGAUGCCCCUAGCAGGUCUUCACCCAAAGCUCAAUUCUGGAGACAUUGGCUGGUAACAGAUAUCAAGGGCACUGAUAUGAAGAAAGGGAAGAUUCAGGGCCAGGAGCUGUCAGCCUACCAGCCUCCCUCCCCACCAGCAAGAAGUGGCUUCCACCGCUACCAGUUCUUCAUCUACCUUCAGGAAGGACAGAACAUCUCUCUCCAUUCCAAAGAAAACAAAACUCGAGGCAAUUGGAAAAUGGACAAAUUCCUGAACCGCUUCCACCUGAGUGAACCCAAAGCAAGCACCCAAUUCAUGACUGAAAAUUACCGGGACUCCCCAAAUUACCAGCCUCCCACAGGAGGAAGCAGUGAGCCCACAGACAAACCCAAACAGAGUUAGCUGCCAGCCAGAUGUCAGGCUUCGUGUAGCAGGUGUAUGUGUCCACAGUGCCCACCAGCAAGGGUCUGGGCAUAGAAUCCCCUCUGAGCAUGGAACUCCUUCUCUCCCAAAUUAAAAAAGAAGUCAUCCAGGG